Messenger RNA from Arachis ipaensis, 696 nucleotides. RefSeq names its product protein FAR1-RELATED SEQUENCE 5-like. The record is from RefSeq and is a predicted model, not a curated record. Lineage: Eukaryota; Viridiplantae; Streptophyta; Magnoliopsida; Fabales; Fabaceae.
AUGACAAAAGAACCGAUUAACCAAUUUAUUCAUUGUAAUUGGGAGGGUUUCCAUGGAUCUCGUGUCAAAGCACCCACACAAAAGAACACAAUUGCAGCCGUGGGGUGCAGAGCAAGGAUAUAUGCAAAGUUUGACAAGGAGAAGCAAGAUUGGGUCAUGUUGAAGGUUGAUUUGAGGCACUUGCACCCAUGUUCAACUAAAAAGGCGAUGCAUUACCAUGAGAAUAGAGAGUUGACCAUACAUACGAAAUGCGUGAUUGAGGUUAAUGAUGAGGCGGGCAUUCGACCCAAUGAAACAUUUCUAGCAUUGGCUAAUGAGGUUGGUGAGCCGUUAAACCUGUGUUUCUUAGAGAAGGAUAUUAGGAAUUACAUCUCAUCAAGGCUUCGAGCCACUAAUGUCAACUUUGAUGUCAAGGAGAUGUUGAAUUACUUCAUGCGAAUGAAGGAUAUAAAUCCGAACUUCUUCUACGCAGUGAAUGUGGACGACGAUUAUAAAUUUAGGAGUGCAGUUUCGGUAGAUGCAAGGUGCAGGGUGUCCUAUGAAUACUAUGGAGACAUGGUGCCAUUUGAUACCACAUACAGCACAAACCGGCAUGGUUUGCCAUUCGCCUCUUUCAUCGAUGUGAACCACCAUGGUAAGUUUACUUUGUUAGGUUGUUCUCUGCUAGGCAGCGAGGAGAUUCCAAGUUUUGAGUAG